Messenger RNA from Humulus lupulus (European hop), 606 nucleotides. RefSeq lists its product as uncharacterized. The coding region runs from base 1 to 606 and encodes 201 amino acids. The transcript has 2 exons. The record is from RefSeq and is a predicted model, not a curated record. NCBI's taxonomy places the organism in Eukaryota, Viridiplantae, Streptophyta, Magnoliopsida, Rosales, Cannabaceae.
AUGGACACAAGCUGGUACUGGCGCAAACUAUGUAGAUUGAGACAAAAAAUUUCUCAUUCUAAGAUCUCGAAGGCAGGAAGCUCGGGUAAGUUCUGUACUGCUGCUUUAUAUAACAGUACUCUUCCUCCUACUCAAGUCAACUAUCACAGGGCCAUUUGGAGUAGUCUCAACUUGCCUAAGCAUCGUUUUGUGCUAUGGCAAGUGGUGAACUCUCAGCUGUUAAUGAAAGACAAUAUGAGUAAAUUUCACAUUGUCUUAGACUCUAUGCUUUGUCCUGUUUGUGGAGACCAACCUGAAACUCAUCACCACAUAUUUUUUAACUGCUGCCUCUCUCGAAGGGUUGUGGAGCUAGUGUUUAAGUGGCUGGGAUUCAGAGGUUGGCCUAUGGACUUCGAUGGUUGGUUGAGUUGGAUUUCCCUGAAAGCUACGGGUAUCGUGAGACUAAUUAGCAUAGCAACUAUUGCAGCAACUUGUUAUUGUUUGUGGCUGAACAGGAAUAGGUGUGUUUUUGAAGACUAUUCCAAAACUGAUUCUUUGAUUGCUAUUGAUGUACAGAGUAUAGUGACUCACAGUUUUGGUGAGUUGAGGGUGUAUUUUGCUGGUUGA